Molecule: messenger RNA, 291 nt
Organism: Colletotrichum spaethianum
Lineage: Eukaryota; Fungi; Ascomycota; Sordariomycetes; Glomerellales; Glomerellaceae
Exons: 2
Coding region: 1-291 (96 amino acids)
Source: RefSeq, a predicted model, not a curated record
AUGGACUGUGACGACGCGGUCGUACGGCAUUCACCAUACGACGCCCGGGGCCGAGGUGAUGGCGACGCACUACGCAAGAUCUCCCGGCUCGACGACCAUUUCUGGCUCGUUGUCGCGCACACCAAGGCGCUGGGCCACGGGGAAUUGACUGUGGCUCUCUUCUUUACCGAUCACGGCAAGUACCUCGACGACCACGGUAUGAUCGAGAGGUGGCCCUCGAGGGUAUCGGACUCGCUCGCCUACGAGCCGAUCAUCGUCGGUGGCGCGGGGCUGCCGGGGCGUGGUCUAUAA